Syzygium oleosum is the source of this 2238-nucleotide messenger RNA. RefSeq lists its product as uncharacterized. Bases 1 to 2238 code for a protein of 745 amino acids. NCBI's taxonomy places the organism in Eukaryota, Viridiplantae, Streptophyta, Magnoliopsida, Myrtales, Myrtaceae. Gene Ontology annotation, molecular function: nucleic acid binding. The transcript has 3 exons. The record is from RefSeq and is a predicted model, not a curated record.
AUGGCGAGGUAUGCCCAGAAUGUCCCAUUAAUGGUUCAGACCUUCCAAGAGUUAGCAAUGCUGGUAGAUGUCGGAGAGAGGAUAGAUGGGGCCAUGCAUGAUGGUAGAUUGAACGAAGGGACUAGUCGGAAGGUCCCGAACAGAAAAGAAAAGGAUGUGGAGAUCGCAUAUGUACAAGCGCCAGUUGCGACGAAGCCCCUUGCCUCAUCCUCUCAAGGCCCCUCUGUGUUUCGAGAGAGGGCAUAUCAGAAUCAUGAUUUUAAAAGGAGAGCACCGAGGGAGUUCACUCCCCUGCCUAGGCCACUAUCCAAGUUGUUGCCCAUGCUGUUGAGAAUGGGGAUGAUAGCUAAAGAAGUGGCUCGGGAUAACCCUCCAAGAUUCCCCGGGUUCGAUUUGUCAAAGUCCUGUGAGUUCCAUAGAGGCGAAAAGGGUCAUGAUGUGGACAACUGCUUCACUCUUAAGAUCAAGGUUCAGAAUCUGCUCGACAAAGAAACUAAUGAGCCAACUAAUGAGGGUGUGUCGGAGAGUCUAAUUGUGACCGACAGUGAAGGAGAGAAUUUGUAUGAUGAUCUUGGGCCUCAAGCUAGCAAUGUGGAUUGGAAUCGUGAGUUCAUAAAGCUCGCUCACGAGAAUGGGGAAGUGGUUGACACACUGGGUCAACCUAGCGGCAAAUUCGACUACCUUGUGAAGUAUUCACGGCCACCCAGUUUCUUCAUCGAUCCCAAGGAUGUUGUUCCUGAUGGGUGGGGAGGUAUGGACGACCCACCCGAGCCUGAGGAGGAGACGGUCAACAUGAUCACCCCCGUGGUCAUCGAUCUAUCAGUCGAAGAAGAUCUAUCAGAUCCCGAUGAACGAGAUGUCGAGCAUGUGGUCAUCGACGUUAUGGCAGAAGAGUUCACUACCCUAGAGGUCGAUGAUCAUGUCAUGGAACCGAUGACGAUUGAACUCUCGCCAGAGGACGAAGACGACAUAAUAGUGGAAAUGGUCCCUAGUUACAAUGCUAAGGCGGUCCCUUGGAGUUACAAGGUAAGUGAAAUCGAUGAUGUCACUCGCUCGGGUCGAUGUUAUGAUCCCACCAAGGUGGUUGAGAAAAGGGCUGUUUCAAAUGAAGAGGCCGAACAAUUUUUAGCAAUUAUUAAGACUAGCGAAUUUGAUGUUGUCAAUCAGCUGAGGAAGAUGCCGGCCCAGAUAUCACUUAUGGAUCUUUUCAAAUCCUCCAAGAAACAUAAAAAUGCACUAUUCAAGAUUCUAAAUGAAGUACACGUUCCCGAAACUAUUAAUGACACCCAAUUGGAGGAGUUUGUUGGGUCUAUCUUGCUGAAAGAUCAGAUUUCUUUUGCCGAUGAAGAUUUUCCUCCAGGAGGUCGCAAUCAUACUAAGGCGCUGUUCAUCUCGGUAAAGUGUCGCGAUAGAAUGGUGGCGAGAGUGCUGAUUGACAAUGGAUCGGCAUUAAACAUUUGCCCACUUGCCACCCUUCGUCGUCUGGGGGUAAAUGAAAAGAAAAUGCUGGUAUCUAAAUCUACCGUUCGUGCUUUUGACGGUAUGAAGAAGGAAGUAAUUGGUGAGGUUGAGCUCGAACUGCUAAUUGGUCCAGUCCUUUUUCUGGUCAGCUUCCAAGUCCUCGAUAUUCCUAGUGCCUUCAAUUUUCUACUAGAACGACCUUGGAUACAUACCGCCAGAGCCGUACCCUCGAGCCUGCACCAAAAGGUCAAAUUCAUCAUUGAUGGGAAGCUGGUAACUAUUCAUGGAGAAACUGACUUUAAGGUCUUUCACGACACUGCGAUCCCAUAUGUGGAACCCGAGAACAAGGCUGAAUCAAGCUAUCAAACUUUGGACUUAGUCUCGAUGGUCCAUGUGCCCGUUGGAACCAUCAUGCGAGACCUAGAAAUGGCUAAGUCUUCAAUCAUGUCGAGUAAGGUGUUGCUCGAAAAUGGUCAUGUCCCCGGAACCGGCCUGGGACUGCAUGGCCAAGUUAUAAAAAAACCCCUUCAGGUCUCCAAGUGGCGCAAAAGGAUAGGCCUAGGUUAUCAUGGAGACGAUUCUGGUGGCCGAGAUAACCAUGGAGGACGAGGCAGUGUCGGAGGUCGAGGUCAGCAUGGGGGCCGUGGUGGUCGUGGAGGCCAUGCUAAUUAUGAUGGCCAUGCUAAUUACUCGUGGCCGUGGUUUUUCCAGCAAAUAUUUGAUGGGAUCAUUCUCAGUUACGAGCAGGAUCCGAUGAUGGAGUGUGUAUUGGCGUAA